AUGGACUCAGUCUCAGAAAUUAGAUUUGGAAAUAAUGAUAUAUUUGCUACAGGAGCUUGGGAUGGCUAUAUCCGCUUUUAUUAAAUCCUUUCACAAACUGGGAUCUAAACACAAAUAGCUCUUGACUUUAAAAGCGUCAUAGAUUGUCAAGAACCAGUGCUUUCUAUUAGUUGGAAGAGAGAUAUGUCAAUGAUAUUUGCGGCUUUGGCAGAUAAUACAGUUAGGGCUUAUGAUAUUAAAACAGGACAGAAUAUCGUUUUGGGUUAUCAUGAUGAUUGCCCAGCAAGAUAAGUUUUUUGGAAUGAUGAAUUGUAAGUUUUGGUCUCUUUGGGCUUUGACAAGAAGCUAAGAUUAUGGUCACUUAAAUAGAACACUAUGGGAAUGAAGCCAUCUCCAGUUUAUGAAUUAAAUUUGACUAGCAUACCAACUGUAGGUGAACAAGAUUAAAAUGAAAGGAUGUUUGCAUAUGCUGAUGUAGAUUGCAAAAUUAAGUGGUUUUCAUGGGAUAAAAUCAGAGGCAACUUAAAUAGCACUGUUGCCAGGAAUAUUUUUGAGAUUGAAGAUUCCAAGCUAGGAAAUAGAUCAUAAAUUAGCACUUUAUCAAUUUCCCAUAAUUCAAAGUAAAUGGGAUAUUGUUCAGUGGAUGGAAGAGGAGCAGUGAUGGAAAUGAAUGACAGAUUAGAGGGGCAAAAUAGAAUUGUAUAUAAAUGUCACAAAAGAGAAGAGGAUUCAAAGAAUUCGUUUAAAUCAGAAAAGAUUAAUACAUAUUAUGUUGUUAAUUCACUUCAAUUUAAUUGCAGAUCAUACGAUUGGGUUAGCACAAGUUCAUCAGAUAGCACUAUAAUAUUUUGGGAUUUAAAAAAGAAAAACAAAAUCACAACUAUACCAUUUGAUGCUCCUGUUAUUGCAAGUCAAGUGUCUCCAGAUGGCUACUUCUUAGCCUAUGCCACUGGAUAUGAUUGGGGACAAGGACUAGAUGGAAUCGAUAAUAGAUUUUCAAAUAAUGUUGGAGCUGUUUUCAUAGAUAAACAAUAACUAUUUUAUGUUUGAUAAACUUAACUCUAGUAUUGAUUAAUGUAAUAUAAAAUUC
Molecule: messenger RNA, 1090 nt
Organism: Paramecium tetraurelia
Lineage: Eukaryota; Ciliophora; Oligohymenophorea; Peniculida; Parameciidae
Exons: 2
Biological process (GO): transcription-dependent tethering of RNA polymerase II gene DNA at nuclear periphery; RNA export from nucleus
Cellular component (GO): nuclear pore
Molecular function (GO): RNA binding; ubiquitin binding
Source: RefSeq, a predicted model, not a curated record